UCAGAACAGGAUUAUAGCUCACUCAACGUAAGGGUUAUAAGUCAAGAAGAGGAGGAGGAGGAGGAGAAGGAGAAGAAAAAAGCGGAGCAUGAAAGGAAUAUAGAAGCAGAGAGCGAUCAAGAGGCUGCCUCAAAGAAUGCAGAUGAGCUCAUACCUGCAGAGUGCACGGUUUCUACAACAAAAGCCUUGACAAUCUUCAGCUGUGACGCGACGGAAAGCACAAACAUUGUCUCUUCAACGUGGUCAGAUGAUUGUCAACCGAAGCAGGACAAGACAAAUCUGAUUGGGGAUAAUCGUGGCGCCGAUGCUGAACUGCCGGUUCUGGGACAGUUUCAAUCUAUCGAGGCGUCUACAGCAACCGGACAAGCAGACACAGGCAACGAGGAGGCGGUGUUGGAGACGAACGAAGAAGCGUAUAACGCACAAGACUUUAGUCUCACCAUCACGAGCCAACAGGACCCGAUUUCGUCGUUCACCCUUUCUUCCGGCUUCAUCACUGCGGAUACCAAUCAAGAAGCCAGUGCUUCCGCCCAGCGAAUGCCGACGGAUGCCGGCCAGUCGAAAAAGACGACAACAACCAAUCGAGACUUGGAAGCCACUAAAUUGGUCCCGAGUCUGGAGCCGCAGUGCCCUCAAGAGACUGUUGGAGCCUCCAGGACCGUGAUUUCCGCCGUCUGCCAAGAGGUCGACCGACUUGAUAAAGAAAAACAGUCAAAGUUGGCUUCGUCACAAGGCGGAUUAUCCCAUCGGCCUAAGGCCUCGUUGGUAUGUGCUUCGAUCAGCCCAAAGCAUGUGUUAAAGCUGGCCAAAGUGUUUGCAGAACUGAAUUUGUCCACUCGAGAAAGUAGUCAUUCAUCCGAAAGACCCUUUCAACGGUCCUCCUCUCCACAAACCGACGUACAACCAGCCUCUAUCGUACCAACCGAACAGACUUCUCAGAUUCUGGCAAAGCAAAAAUUGGUGGACGAAGCCACCAGUUCGAUUGACGCCAAGACGUCUACGGUUGGAGAGUUGCGCAAGAAAUAUGAAGAUGUUGCUCUUCCGGACGUUAGCAGAUUGCAGCCACUCGAUCGCAUCUACCCUUGCCGACCCGAUCGGUGUCCUGACGCCUUGACGACUGUCAUUCCCUCUUCGGUCGUCAAGGGGGACAGUCAAGAAAGGCAGCUUCCGGUGAAACGCGAAUUUUUCGAUUCUCGCACCAAAGACUCAAAUGACAUUUGUGCGUCAAGAGAAUUCGGGCACAGCAACAGCUCGACGCCGCCGUUGCCAUUGCCCCCUCCGCCUCAGUUCAUCGACGAGGAGGAGGAGGAGGAGGAGGCGUUUUCUGUCCUGAAACCGGCCAGCAGCUGCCGGUCGGUCUGGCACCAG
Molecule: messenger RNA, 1368 nt
Organism: Protopolystoma xenopodis
Lineage: Eukaryota; Metazoa; Platyhelminthes; Monogenea; Polystomatidea; Polystomatidae
Source: the annotation of a GenBank genome assembly